CAAAAUUAUUCUGAAAUAUGACAAUCUGUCAAUCUUAUCUUCUCACUGUUAUGUUAUUAGGACCAUUGAUCUAAAUUUUUCAUGCCUAUUGCAUCAAAAAACUUAGGCACAGUACAAAAAUAAUUAUGGCUCAAACGGCGGGCGUAAAGCCCAUGACCAUAGCUGGUCGUGUGGCUAAUGAAAGGGAAAGAUGUAUUGGAAUGACUGAUGCUGAAAGGCAAUGGCGAAAGCAGUGGUUAAAAGAUCAAAUUUUGGCUCCUAAUGAACCCGUACACGUAGAAGAAUACUGGAAGGAACGUAUAAAUCCUAUCCGGCGAUUCUACCGUAAACCAUUAGAUUCAUUAUACGAGAAACUAACACCCGUUUUGGGAGCACCGCGAGCAUCCGAUUAUAGAUAUAUCACUGGAAAACUGGGACUAAUUGCUUUUGGUAUUUUAGCAACACAUUACUAUUUCAAGUACAGUGGAAAUGAUUGGACUAAAAAAGGAGGAUGGAGAGUUUUAAAAUCUAAACCAAUGGUAUUGCCUGGACAACCAGGUUUCCCAUUCAAAUCUGACCGUACAUUUGAUAAUGACUAUGCUGAUAGAGGAUUCAAAAAUUCCACCAUUAAUAAUUAAUAAGUAAAUAGUGAUGAGCAGACUUGAUAUAAUUUUCAUAUAAUUGUUAGUUCAAUUUAUUUUUUAAAUACAAACAUUUAAAUCAAAGUUUCUGCUUAUGUAGAGUGGAUAAUAAAAACAAUAUUUCAA
Messenger RNA from Zerene cesonia (dogface butterfly), 746 nucleotides. It is a transcript of the gene ND-B17, whose product is annotated as NADH dehydrogenase [ubiquinone] 1 beta subcomplex subunit 6-like. The record is from RefSeq and is a predicted model, not a curated record. The transcript is spliced from 3 exons. Gene Ontology annotation, biological process: mitochondrial electron transport, NADH to ubiquinone. Bases 126 to 617 code for a protein of 163 amino acids. NCBI's taxonomy places the organism in Eukaryota, Metazoa, Arthropoda, Insecta, Lepidoptera, Pieridae.